AUGGCAAGCGCAGAGUCUUAUUCUGAAGAUGUAAAGCUGCGCGAAAAUCCGGUCGAGACGGACGUCAAGGUGCUCUCUCCUUUCCAUCAGCUCGACGCCUUCAAUCCUACUAUAUGCGUUAUCUGCCUCGAACGAACACUCGACGAAGCAAGCGCAAUUCCAUGUAGACACGAUCAAUUUCACUUUUCAUGUCUCGGAACCUGGCUUCAGCAAAGCAGGGCUUGUCCUUUGUGCAAAGGCGAAGUGAAAGCUAUCGCUUACCAGGAAGUGGGCAGUUCGCAGAAGGUCUACUAUUUGGCCGAACUAGCUACUCGCCCGUCACAGUCGAACCCAGCAUUGCGGCGUGGAUGGAGCCGUCGGGGUCCCCAGCGUCGGUCUUCAUUCGCUGAUGGUCGGGUCAAUCGUGUGCUAGAUACGACACUCACUUUCCGCAAACGCGUUUAUGACCAACAGAUGUACUCCUCAUACAUCGGAUCAAACAGGUUCAGCAAGUAUCGCAACGUGACACCCGAGUCUUUCCACACCGAUAGCACCCUUAUACCCAAAGCAAAGGCAUGGAUCCGGCGAGAAUUGGCUGUUUUCGAUUUCCUACGGCCUACUUCGCCCGCGUUCGGCCGUCUCGACCGACGUGCUACAAACGCAGAAUACUUGCUGGAAUACAUUGUAGCCAUAUUGAAGUCCAACUUUGGUGGUGGCAUCUUUGGCAACAUAAACAGGCCCGAGAGGUGGCAUCUCAGCGAAGAGGAUAUUCAGAACGAUCUCUCCAAAACCAGACCGCAGUGGAUACUUUCGGCUUAUGGUCCUGGCAAAGAGACUCCUGCGGCUCUCUUCGUUGACAACGAAUACAGUCCCGAAGAAGUCAGAUUACGUUUCUACAAUUCUCAAGCGACAGGUCAAGGGACGGCCGCUGCCGAUCAAGAAGCUGUUCAAGUAUGGCAAAAAGCCACAAACGAUAUCGAUACUGUUUUGACGAAUGUCAAGGAUGUCCAAAAUUUUAUGGAGCAGAAGGAGAAGGAACGUCCUAACAGGUAUGAUUACUGCAAAUUUGAUGGCACGACUUCGUUAGACGAGUUUAUCAAGAAGACCGAAUUCAACACGCAACCAGGAUCUUCGCUCAACCCUUGGGGAGGCGCAGUGCGUGCUACGCCUACCACAAACCCGUUCUCAAAGACACCUGCAUUUGGGCAGUCUGCCUCUCCUUUUGGCCAAGUGUCUCAAUCUUCAGGCUUUGGGCAAACAGCACAACCUUCGACAUUCGGACAGUCAACUCCGAUAUCUGCCUUUGGCAAAGUAGGGUUUGGUCAAAGCAACACACCAAACUUUGGACAGAACGCAUUUUCUCCACCACAAACAAACCAGCCUGCGACCAUUUCUGCCUUCGGACAGACAUCUAGUCUAGGCCAGAACAGCUCUUCAAGCCCUUUUGUCAAACCUUCCGCGUCAGCUUUCAGUGGCAAGCCUCCUCUGUCGUCAGGCUUUGAAACCCAAACGGCGGGAGCUUCCCCUUUCAGCAGUACAGGUAUGUCUGGAACAACCUCGAACGCUUCACCCUUCAGCAGUGCUGCACCUACAACAAAUGCUACGUCGCCCUUCAGUAGCAACAACAACAACGCCUCGCCUUUCGGCGGCAACAACAAACCAUCUCCAUUUGGCGGAAAUAACAACGCAUCACCAUUCGGUGGCAACAAUACGUCGAGUCCGCAGUUUGGCCGUUCGGGUUUUGGGCAACAACAACAACUAUCAGCUCCGGCGUUCGGACGACCCUCGCAGCCUCAACAGCAACCGCAAGCUUCUCCUUUCGGCCAAAUAUCACAAUCACAAGCGACACCUAUGUCUGCACCAUUUGGUCAACAGGCCCAGCAACCCGGUUUUGGUCAGAGUCCAUUUGGUACCCAGCAGCAAUCACAGAAUCAGUCUCCAUUUGGGACUUCGAUACCUAGCCAAGCAUCGCAGCCGCAACAAGGGCAGAACCCAUCGCCAUUUGGCCAAACUAUUCCAGCUCAGAAUCCUUUCGGUGGUGUACAGAACGGGUCCAUGUCUGAAGCACCACCAAGCACCGUAUCGCAGGCAGGUUCAGUGGCGCAGUCUUCCGCAUCCAAACCAACAGGAAAGCCUGUGCAGCCACUACAUUACUCUCAAACACUUCCGAACAUUCCACCUCAAUUUCGACCGGACGGCAAGCUUUCCACAUAUCGCGGACGUCCUGUGCAGUACGAUCAGAGAUUUCGUCCGACUAUCGAAGGUGAGGAAGUACUUGACGCGGAGCUACCCAUAUAUCCACGGCCUGACGGCAAAGGCCUCGAGCGCGUAUGGUUUCCUCAAGGUGCAGCAGAAGCAUCUGUUCAACGUCUGGUAAGAGCAUUGCUGGACAUUUCCCUUCCAGACGACCAGCUCUCAGACACAGAUAAAGCAGAGUACGCACGAUUCUUCGAGACUGGUAGAUUUGAGGCUGGCAGAGUGCCUCUUGUCCCGCCACUAAGAGGCUGGAUUGAUUAUGACUUUUAG
Molecule: messenger RNA, 2505 nt
Organism: Lithohypha guttulata
Lineage: Eukaryota; Fungi; Ascomycota; Eurotiomycetes; Chaetothyriales; Trichomeriaceae
Exons: 2
Coding region: 1-2505 (834 amino acids)
Cellular component (GO): nucleus
Source: RefSeq, a predicted model, not a curated record